Caenorhabditis angaria is the source of this 2168-nucleotide messenger RNA. NCBI's taxonomy places the organism in Eukaryota, Metazoa, Nematoda, Chromadorea, Rhabditida, Rhabditidae. The record is from the annotation of a GenBank genome assembly.
AUGAAAAGUGUAAUUGUCAAAUAUUUGGAGAAAUUGUUGGAAGAGUAUAAAUAUUCUCUGAAGAGUUUCAUUCAAAAAGUAAGGAUGAAAAAUAAAAAACAUAAACUGAUAUAUGUUUUGCAGGAAUAUAAUGUCGAGUAUGAUAAUUUGAAUCUGAAACAUUUGAAAUGCCUUCAACAUAUCGAAUUCGAUGAUUGCGAUGUCUUGCAAAACGAUUUGAUGACAUUCGAGCAAAUCCUGAAAUGCAGAGAAAAAAUCAAUCUUCGAAGAACUGAAUUCACUUUUGAUCAAAUUAUUCAACUCAAAGCGCAUUGUAUCAAGAUUUCAGCAAAAGAUUUGACAAAUGAACAAAUCAAAAUCUAUUUGAAAAUGUGGGAAAAUGGAGAAAUCGAUGACAAUAUUGUUGAUAUUGAGAUUGAAUUGAAUGGAUUGAAAGUUUUGGAUCGUGAAUAUUAUAUUGAUGGAUUAUUGACAGUUUCCGAAAAUCAUGGAUAUUUCAAGUAAUUUUUUCCAGCUUUAUUUUUCGAAAUAUGUAGAUUAACUUUCAGAUUGACUAGAAUUCCUAAACCCUCAAUGAAUUAUUCAAAAAAAUGUGUUAUUACUUUUUGGUUCGACUGUGGUUGCCUUAUGAUUCAGCGAGAGUUCAUAAAUCUCACAAAGAACAUAUAAUUUUCAUUAAUAUUUAUAUUUGUUUCUCAAACUUUACUUUAUUGUUCAUGAUGUUGUUCACAAUUUGUAAAUAAAUGUUUUUAUUCUCAUCUCAUUUAAUAAUUGCCAAUUUUUUGUAACUCGUUUCUAUCGAUGUUCCUACUUUUGUUUUCAAACUUUUUCAUCUGUUUUCAAAAAUUUGUUUAGAGAAUGAAUGUGACAAAAGAGCAACUUUAUAGUUUUUCGCAUGCUCAACUUCUUGAAUAUACUUUGAAACUACGAGAAGAAAUCGAGAAAAAUGGAUAUGUUUAUGUUAGUUUUAUUUUUUUUUCAUAGAAAUUUUCAAAAAUUUUAAAAUUCAGCCGUAUUCUAAAUCAUGGUUUGAUUUACCUGCGGAAUUGCGAGAAAUGAUAAUCGAUGAAAUGGAUUCGAAAACUCGAUGCAAAUUCACAGAAUGUUCAAUGUUAUGUGAAAAAGAAGCAAAACAAUCGAGAAACUUUUUGUAUCGCAUUUUUCACAGUGUUUCGUAUAAUCCACGUGGAACUGGAGAUCCUCAAUUAUAUAUUGGAAUGACGAAUAUGACCAGUGAUUAUUACUAUAAAUUUGUUGAUGUCAAAGAUUCGCAACCUCCACAAACCACUGUUAUUUACAAAAAGUUAGUUUGUUGUGGUGAACAUCUGAUAAUAAAAAUUGUUUUUUUUCCAGAUAUGAUCCCCAGUUUUAUUUACCAAAUCGACCAAAACAACAAUUAUUGAAAUGGAAAAAAAUAGAGAAUGGAAAAGCCGAAGAAGUCAAACACAGAUAUUUGCAAUAUUAUUUGAAUACUUAUCAAAAUUCCAUCAAAAAUUUCACUUUGAACGUGAGAGAUUUCUGAAGAAAAACAUGAAUUGUUGAUUUUUCAGCGGGAUCUCGAGAACUUUGAAAACUUCAACGUGAAGAAUCUGAAAUAUUUGAAUAAUUUCACAAUUUAUGAUGAUAAACAAGUGGAUUUUCUGAAAAAUGGAGUUAUUUCAAUGAAUCAGGUUGAUUUUUGUAUUUAUAUUUAUGUAGAAAAAAUGUCAUAAAUAAUUUUUGAUUACAGAUAAUCUAUGCGGAAACGUUUUGUGCGGGCGGAACACAUUUAUCAUUCGAUGAAAUUCUGAAUUUGAAAGGCGAUAGUUAUACGGUGAAAUGCAAUGAAUUUUAUGACGUCAAUAACAUUAACAAGUACUUGAAAAUGUUGAAAAAUGGACAACUUCAUCAAAAUUUGCAUUUUAUGGAUAUUAAUUGGAAUUUUUGGAGAGAUUAUAAUCGAGCAAAAAUCACAAAAGGAUUGCAUAUUUACGAUCAUCAAUUUGAUGGUGAUAUUAGAUGGUAUGAAGGAACUUUUUAUAAAAGUUGAAAGUUUCACCAAGAAUAGUGCAUUUUUCAGCUAUUGCUUCAAAUUCAAAUUGGUCGAUCCAAAAAGAGAGAACAGUUAUGCCGAUGUUACUUUCAGCCAAACAUCGUUCUAUUUUGUGGUUUAUAAAAAUGAUGAGUAA